CAGAAAUCAAACUCACUCUGCGCACAUUUCCUGCGAUUACACACACAGACACCAGUGGGGGCUCCCCGUUCACUCGUUUUUAAAAUGACACACGAGGAAAACUGACUGGACCGUCCGAGAAUUUCAGUUUAUUUACAACGGGACGACAUCUGGAAGGAAUGUGACGCGUUACUGAAAAUGAGGCCAGACUUCAGCAUGUAGGAAGCGACGCGCGCACGAAACCUGGAGAUCGGUGCAACAUCGCUCACAGAUUUUAGGAGAGGGUGUUUGCUGAGCCAGGCUGACAUAUACAGCCGCAUUCAGUACAUGACGGAGUUCAAAAAGCCGCACUUAACGGGACCGGGCGGGAAUUGCGUGUCGCAUAUCUUAACUUGGACCGCUCUUUUUUCUUGUCAAACAGGGACCUUGAAACUGCAUGUCAGUGUUACGUGAGUGUCGGAGAUAUGUAAACGCGCACUCUGGGAUUUAGAGUGCGCGAGCUAAUGUCAUUCGGGACCAUUAUGGACAACGAUGACCUGGACCCGGAGGAUUCCAAUAUUGCCAUGCACGGGAUUCACGUAGCGUACCGGGCCAGGCCCUCAUCUUACCGGGCACUGCGCAGCGCCGUGUCCAGUCUGGCACGAAUUGAUGACUUUAUUUGCGAGAAGAUCGGCUCAGGUUUCUUUUCGGAGGUGUUCAAGGUAAAGCAUCGUGUUACAGGGCAGGUGAUGGCGCUGAAGAUGAACACCAAUGCCAGUAACAGGGCCAACAUGCUGAAGGAGGUACAGCUGAUGAACCGCCUCAGACAUCCCAACAUACUCAGGUUUGUGGGAGUGUGUGUACAUGAGGGACACCUCCAUGCUCUCACAGAGUACAUUAACGGUGGUAACCUGGAGCAGCUGUUAAACAGUGAUGUGUUCCUCUCAUGGUCUGUGAGAAUAAGCCUCAGUCUGGACAUAGCCAGAGGACUACAGUACCUCCACAGCAAAGGCAUAUUUCAUCGAGACCUCACGUCAAAGAACUGUCUGGUGCGCUGGGAGAACGGACAUUGCAGUUGCGUGGUGGCGGACUUUGGCCUGGCGGAGAAAAUUCCUGAUCACAGUGACGGAACCGACAAGGAGACCUUGGCUGUCGUGGGCUCUCCUUACUGGAUGGCUCCAGAAGUGCUGAGAGGAGAACAUUACAAUGAAAAGGUGGAUGUAUUUGCAUAUGGUAUAAUUCUCUGCGAGAUCAUUGGCCGGAUACAGGCGGAUCCUGACUUCCUGCCACGGACUGAGGACUUUGGUCUGGAUGUGGAGGCUUUUCAGCAGAUGGUUGCAGACUGUCCUCCUCAUUUCUUUAACUUCACUGUCAUCUGCUGCAGCAUGAAUCCAGACAGCCGGCCCUCGUUCACAGAGGUAGUGUCAGAGCUGGAGAAGAGAGUGACUGAUGGAGAGCAGAGUCAAUGUCUACAAGAGCCUAAUGUACAGGACCUGUUGCCUCCGAGCCCGUCGUCGAUAAGCAUUCUCAGUCGAAAGCCUUCUCUUGACAUUCCUGCUGACCCACGUCUCUGCCGAAGCAAGUCGGAUAUGCUUCCCCCUCCAGCCAACCUCCUGAGCCAUGCCACACCUACCCGAGUCAACCCCUUCUCUCAGCGUCUGGACCUCAACGGCGGCCGCAUCAAGCUCUUCGAUACCCCGAGCAAGUCCGUCAUUUCCCUCACCUUUGCUCUCCCCCCGCCCCUGGAUCCAUGCAGCCCCACGUCAAAUAAUAAGCCCCCGCCCCAUUUCCAUAAACGCAGCCAAUCACUGCCCUGCACGACAGAAGAAAUCCAAUCUCUGCGGAGCAGUGCCGAAAAUGCUAGUGGAAGAACUAAUCAAAGUGUUAUAGACUUAGAUGUUUUGAAACUUAAAAACGAACUUGCAAAUUUAGCCACUGGCAGUAUGUUGGACUUGGGGAUGGACAGUGUAUUGACCAUGAGUAACGAGAGUAUUUUUGACUCGCCUAUUACUACGCAUUCAUACACCGAGCAGGAAAAUGAUAAAAUCACAAGUCGCGAUGCUGUAGCCGAUGACUCUGGUCUCCCAUUAGAUCUCGAGUUGAUGUCUGUUAAACAGAAUAGAGAAAGCUUUGAGGAGCCUAUGGACUGCACUAGCUCUCCUGAUACACUAGAUGGCGGUGUUUCUACAUCACCCAAAUCUUUUUCCAGUGGCUGGAACUCCCCCGUCUCCAACGGUCCACGCUCGUUACCACCGUUACUAGACACGGACAAUAACAAUGGCAACAUUCCAAUAAGUCGACCCCUGGGAUGGGGAAACAGCUCUAAUGGUGCCACGACCCCUCUUACACCAUCAGAACCCGACGAGGUUAUAUCCUGUCCGGGAUGCUGCCUAGCAGGGAUGAGUUUUCGCUCCAUUUGCACACGUGGACCUCGACAGAAUCCCUACAAGAACCUAAACGGCGACACGUCGGGGAAAAGACUCCUGUGCAAGUCUUUGCCACCCUCACCCACAGAGCCGAACAUUGCUUUGCCUGGCACAAAGACAUGAAGCUGCUAUAAAUGCAUGAGUUGCAUGCUAAAUAAAUAAAUAAAUAUGUAUAGGUGAAGCACUACCUUUCAAAUGAAUGCUGUUGCUUAAUUUGUUCAAGCUGAAAAACAGAAAAUUGCAACUAUAUUUGAUUGAUUGAUUGAUUGUUCUAAGUGGGUGUGAUCCAAUGAAAAUGUCUAAACUUGAACAUUUCCAUAGGUUUAAUGCCUUUGAUGUAAUAAAAGACAUAUUUAUGUCAAUAUUUUUGUUAUUUGAAAGUUUAUGAAAAUACUUUGAGAAUGGAGAAAAUAGUGAGAUGGAUUAUUUUAUUAAUGACAUUAAAAAUGACAUUAAACCAA
Molecule: messenger RNA, 2845 nt
Organism: Misgurnus anguillicaudatus (oriental weatherfish)
Lineage: Eukaryota; Metazoa; Chordata; Actinopteri; Cypriniformes; Cobitidae
Source: RefSeq, a predicted model, not a curated record